Molecule: messenger RNA, 648 nt
Organism: Xenopus laevis (African clawed frog)
Lineage: Eukaryota; Metazoa; Chordata; Amphibia; Anura; Pipidae
Gene: rpl29.S
Product: ribosomal protein L29 S homeolog
Exons: 4
Coding region: 184-411 (75 amino acids)
Biological process (GO): translation; cytoplasmic translation
Cellular component (GO): ribosome; cytosolic large ribosomal subunit
Molecular function (GO): structural constituent of ribosome
Source: RefSeq, a predicted model, not a curated record
CGUUGUGGAGGAGCAGUUAUUACUGCAGGACCAAGACGUGUGACGUCCCGGCGUGCACUGCGGCUCAUCUUCCUCUUCCGGUUUGUGAGCCUCGCUGAGAGACGCUGUGAGUACCGGCUGCUUUGCUAAAUCUCAUGCCAUCCUGACCCAGGGAACACGUUAUUGGUACCGAGAGGAUCGAUCAUGGCAAAGUCCAAGAAUCACACAACUCACAACCAAUCUCGCAAAUGGCACAGAAAUGGCAUCAAGAAACCCAAAUCUCAAAGAUAUGAAUCUCUAAAGGGGGUUGAUCCUAAGUUCAUGAGAAACAUGCGCUUUGCCAAGAAACACAACAAGAAGGGAUUUAAGAAAAUGCUGGCAAACAAUGCAAAGAAUGCAGCCAGCGCCCCAGCACCUGCACCCGCUAAAUAAUUCUACUUUUUGUUGUUAAACCUGGGACUUCAGCAUUGUGAUUUUUCAUUUUCUGUGGUGUCACUGAUGAAAUAAAAAAAAAAAAAAGUCAAAAGUGAUCUGUUUGUAAUACAGUUCAGAAAAGGAACCCCUGUCUCUCUGAACCCGUCUCGUUAGUGUUAAUGAGAAUAUCAAAUGUAGCAGAUAUAAAUAGUAUGUAAGAGACCUGCAUUGACUAAUUUAAAGACGUUUUCUGGA